AUGCUCGACUGUUCGGUUGUAAUGACGGCAUUUUUCACGAUUGCCAUGGGAAUGCUGCUCAUUGACUUGUCAUCUCUGCAGGAGAACAUGGUUUGCUCGGCGAACUACGGCAACGCAAGUACGUGCCCAGAAGUUUUUUUUUCUCAAAGCUAUCAUGCGGCACGAAUGAAGUUUAGGGAUGCAGCCAAGGAGGCGAAGGCCGAGUGGAAGCAACACACUGUUCUCCAAGAAGACGGUUUCGAAUACUCCGUUGAUACCGCAUUUGUGCGCGGGAAAAAAGCAAAGAACCUCCUCAUUCACAUGUCAGGCACGCGCGGAGUGGAUGGAUUUACAGGGAGUGCCGUGCAGGUGAAACUGCUGCGCGAGUGGAACAGCAGCCGCGGGGAUGGUCCGUCGGUGCUUUUUGUGCACGCCGUCAACCCUUAUGGCAUGGCGCACUUUCGGCCCUACAAUGAGAAUAAUGUCGACCUCAGUCGCAACUAUCUUUCCCCCGAGGAGUGGAGUCAUGUACUGGAACGCGAUAAUGCAAAUAAUUCUGGAUAUAAUGAGAUUGUGGCCCCCCUGCUGAUGUCAAGGGCUCCACGUUUCAUUGACCGGUAUGCUUUUUUUUACCACCUCCUCAAGCGGAUUGUCACGAAGGGACUUGGUGCGUUCAAACAGACUCUUUCCGGUGGCCAGUAUCACCAUCCCGAUGCUGUGGGCUUUGGUGGUCAUGAGGAGCAGCGUGCCAUCACCGUCCUCCGUGAGGUUUUCAAAGCACAUGUCGAAACGGGCAUUGAGAAAUCCAUUGUGUUGGAUGUAUGCACCGGCCCUGGAUCGGAGGGCUCAGAGACGAUUGUUUCCAACUCACGUGAGGAGAGGGUGGUCGCAGAGAAGAUCUUCAAGGGAGCGAAAAUGCAGAGCAGGAACGACGAAACGGAGCAAAUAGGUGAAAUUCGACCAAGCGAUACUUUUGUAAAAAACAGUCUUAUCAUCAAACAAAAUUUUGGUACUGUAAAUUGGCUCUUUUUUGUGCGUGCGCUAUUUCUUGAGAAUGCAGCCUACAAACACGCGAAGGGGAGUCAUGUGCACGCGGUCAUGCAGGAGUGGUUGAAGGAUGCCUUCUACCCGCAGACAAUGGCAUACAAACGGGCGGUGCUGAAAAAGGGCGUGGCUGCUUUUGACAGUGCAUGGAAGCAUUUAUCAUGA
Molecule: messenger RNA, 1188 nt
Organism: Trypanosoma cruzi
Lineage: Eukaryota; Euglenozoa; Kinetoplastea; Trypanosomatida; Trypanosomatidae
Exons: 1
Coding region: 1-1188 (395 amino acids)
Source: RefSeq, a predicted model, not a curated record